Messenger RNA from Perkinsus marinus ATCC 50983, 408 nucleotides. RefSeq lists its product as hypothetical. NCBI's taxonomy places the organism in Eukaryota, Perkinsozoa, Perkinsida, Perkinsidae. The coding region runs from base 1 to 408 and encodes 135 amino acids. The record is from RefSeq and is a predicted model, not a curated record. The transcript is spliced from 5 exons.
AUGCUCUAUGCUUCCUUCUCAUACCGAGAAGAUGGUUGGGAGUUUGUGGAGGAGCGGGGGUAUCCUGGAGACGCCCCACCGGACAUUUGGUUGGAUGUUAGCGAGAGGGAAUGUAUAUCCUAUCCGGAGGCAUGUCACGCUCGGUACAGACUCCUGGGAAUAUUUGGUGUUAUCUUCGCCUGCCUAGCGGCUCUCUGUGUGCUCAUACCAUGUCUCUUAGACUGGUAUAUGGAUAUGUUACUUGAUAGCAUUAUCACGGAUCACAUAGAUCAGGAGGCCCAGUUGAAAGCUGAGGAGAAGCGUCGUAAAUUGCGUAGGGAGGCGCAGAGUAGAGCGGUGGUUGAAGCGUGGGAGGUCUCUCGUGGAGGAGGAGGCGGACUUAGUCAUGAUAUGGUGAUGGGCACAUGA